Molecule: messenger RNA, 2665 nt
Organism: Acanthopagrus latus (yellowfin seabream)
Lineage: Eukaryota; Metazoa; Chordata; Actinopteri; Spariformes; Sparidae
Gene: adra1ab
Product: adrenoceptor alpha 1Ab
Exons: 4
Coding region: 398-1777 (459 amino acids)
Biological process (GO): adenylate cyclase-activating adrenergic receptor signaling pathway; phospholipase C-activating G protein-coupled receptor signaling pathway; positive regulation of cytosolic calcium ion concentration
Cellular component (GO): membrane
Molecular function (GO): alpha1-adrenergic receptor activity
Source: RefSeq, a predicted model, not a curated record
UUUUUUUCUCCAAAACUCGCUGCAGUGAGAUAUGUGCGCUCUGAACAAGGUUUCCUGCAUUAAAGCCUUUCAGCAUGGCUGAACAUGACAUCCCGAAUCCAUCAGCGACUGCCUCCUAAAACAUGAGAAUUUGUCAUUUCGAUUAAGAUACUCUGGAUUAAACAUGACGAACUGUGCGGCGGUGUUUAGCCCCCUAAAUAAGACAUACUGCCAAGGAAAUCCCGGCCAAGGCCAUUUGAUUGGUGGAGCUUUGGCAAGAGCCUCGACAAAUUAACUUUAGGGGGAGUUUAUGCAGCAGGGAAAGCUUUCAUCUUGUGCAUUUGGAGGGUAGAGUGACUGGCGCUGUAGUGAUUUAGGAACAGAUGAAGAAAGAACUCGAUACGCCCAUCAGAUUACCAUGUUUCCUGCUGAGAACUUGAGUGUGUUCCCUGCGGCAGAUCGUUGUCCCAACUGCAGCUCCUCCGCCCACCCGGAGGUGGAUGUAACCAAGGCUGUGGUGCUGGGGAUGGUUCUGCUGUUGUUCGUGGUGUUCGGCGUCCUCGGCAACAUCCUGGUCAUCCUGUCCGUGCUGUUCCACCACCACUGGCGCUCGGUGACGCACUACUUCAUCGCCAACCUGGCAGCGGCGGACCUGCUGCUCAGCUCCGCCGUCCUGCCCUUCUCCGCCACCUCGGAGGCCCUCGGCAGAUGGGUGUUUGGCCGGUCCUUCUGCAGCGUCUGGGCCGCGUUGGACGUCCUCUGCUGCACCGCCUCCAUCCUCAGCCUGUGUGUGAUAUCUAUCGACCGGUAUCUGGCCGUCAGCUACCCGCUGCGAUACCCUGCCAUGGCUACGGGGAGGCGAGGCCUGACUGCGGUGGCUGCUCUCUGGGGACUCUCGGCUGCUAUAUCUGUAGGCCCUCUGUUCGGCUGGAGGGAGCCCGAGCCGGAGGACGAGACGGUGUGCCGAAUCACGGAGGAGCCCGGCUACGCUUUGUUCUCAGCACUAGGAUCUUUCUACAUACCUCUGGCUAUCAUCCUGGCCAUGUACUGCCGCGUGUACACCGUGGCAAAGAGAGAGACAAAAACCCUCCGAAAGGGUAGUAAGGGCGACGGGGUAGAGACGGAGGGGGUGAUACUGAGGAUACACAGAGGAAAUGCUUCUCAGACAGGGAAGCAGGAGGAGGCUACCGCGAGGCACAAACGCACCACUUUUUCACUGCCGAAGCUGCUGAAGUUCUCAAGAGAAGAGAAGGCAGCCAAGACUCUCGGCAUAGUUGUCGGGUGCUUCAUUCUGUGCUGGCUCCCCUUCUUCCUGGUUUUACCCAUCGGAUCCAUCUUCCCGUCCUGUAAGCCUUCUGAAACCGUCUUUAAGAUCACCUUCUGGCUGGGUUACCUCAACAGCUGCAUUAACCCCAUUAUCUACCCCUGCUUCAGCCGGGAGUUCAAGAAAGCCUUCCACAAUGUGCUACGUGGUCGCUGCCUGAGAGCUGGGGGACACUUGACCGUCCAUUCCUCCAGUCCAGGUCCCGCGUCCAACACCUCCGUCCUCCCGGCCCAAAACCGUGCGGCUGCCUCCUCGUGGCGCUGCUGCGGGAACAUUUCGACCUCCUCCUCCUCCGUCGGGGGUCCCGAUCAGGCUCAGAGCGCACAAAUCCAGAGUAAGAGCCUGCUGAAGGCGUGGUGUUUCUCAGCGAGGAGAACGCCGGUGCCGCAGAACCCCUCCGGUCACAGAUCAACCAAGGGCUCGUCGGAGAGACGGAAGAACUCCCAGCUCAAGCUGACAGACACGCAGUCCUGACAGAUUAGCAGCUUAUCAAGCAGUUACAGCUAACAAGAGAUGGUCCGCUCUCACAUUCAGCAGCUUCACGACCCCAUCUGAGGCGUGUCUGUGGCCGCCCGAUGAACGCUGGUCGAACAUUUAUUUCUCGUCAUUCUCGUUGGACCUGUAAGGGAAAUAUCUUGCUGUUUGGUUGCCAGGUAUUCCACUUUCUUCACUUUCUGUCUGCCAUUUGUAGCUAGGCAGAUCGUAAAGACACUUUGUGAGGGCUGUGAAACCAAAACAAUUAGUUUAAAGGAGCCAAAAACGAAAGGGUUGGGGAACUCAUCACUAAAUGUCGAAAUCCAUCAGCUAAUGUCUGACAACAAUUGAGCCUCUGGGAGCGAUGCUUAAUGUUUUGUGACUUGUGGAUGUCUGAAUGAUGAUAUAAGGGCCAUGUGACUUGUUACAGGCCAAUGUUAAAAACAGAGUAAAUAAAUCAUGAGAUAAAAUAUAUGUCUGUUUGAAUGCAGAUAAAUUAAAAAAAGAACUGAUAAAAGACGAUCGCCACUAGUGCACUAAACCUCUUCUGCUCUCUACAUGGACUGUUUACCCGCAUGCAACUCAAGCCUGAUGGACUCGCACUACAAAUGGACUACAGAUGGGAACCUGAGUCCUGCAGAUACAACAGUCUCGGCCCUUUGCCCACUCUGCAUUCAUCGUACAACACAGGGUUGCAUGACAAAGUGAAUGUUUGUUGUUCUUUUGCACACCACAGAAAUACUGUAGAACAUAAACAAUAUGCACUUAUUACACAUAAACACCCAGCGAGACAAUUCUGUGGUGAAUAUUUGUGAGUUUGCAUCAAGGGGCCGACAGUGACGAUGACAUGCUUUUUUCCUCAAAUUAAAAGCUCAGCCUCUGGGAAAA